AUGAACGCGAGGCUGGCGCUGGUGCUCUGUGAGUUUCUGUUCAUUGCUUCGACUGCAAUUCCCGACAUUUGGUAUAACUCGCAGGGAAAACAGCGUCUCUACGAUCAUUUGCGUGAAUGUGCCUCAUGGGGCAUUGAAAUGGCCUUGGCUCGAUGGGCUACAACUAAGAGGAAUGUUAGUGAAGCCAUACGAAGAAUGCCCGCCAGAUAUCUAUUCCUCGUCAAGAAAUGGCGAAUCUACGACAUGUGGCUAGGCCCAGAGAUGCUGAUGAUGACAGCAUGUUGGUGGCUAACCGUUGCGGUCAACUUACUUUGCUGUGAGAAGAUACACCUGACAUGGGCCCUCCAGGCCUUCAAGUGUACCCGCCAGCGCGAAGUCCAUGUGUUCAUAGCUGACGCAGAUGUACGCCAAAGUGCUCAUGCACGAUGCUAUCGUUGGAAGCAUGCUGCUAUCAUGUGCGCAUCAACGGUGAGGGUUGCCUUGUUCGAAACCGAUAUGGCGUUCCCGCCUGGCCCAUCGUACCUCGCCCGCACGCUUACAAUCUUCUCCAUUGCCCCGGCAGCAAUGGUGAUCUUGAUACGGCUACUGAAUCAGAAUACUGACCUGGCGAUCCCCGCAUGGUUGACCGCGAUCCUCGCUUUCUUGAGCAUUCCCGUUCGUGGAAUCAUCGCCGUUCAAGCAAACUGGGACUAUAAGGCACAAAUUGCUGACUCGAGCAUUCGUCUCGCGAUCAUCUGUCAAUUCGCAGGAGAUUCUGUAUCGGAGAAGUUCGAUGAAUUCGCGCCCACAUUUCGACUGAAUAUUUUGUGGGACCAAGAUAUUUUGACCUGUGAUCCUGCCGUCAUCAAAACCGUGCUUGCUACGGAGUUCCACAACUAUGAGAAGGGCGCAUUGUUCAAGGAGCCGAUGACUUCGUUGCUUGGCACAGGUGUAUUCAAUUCUGAUGGGGAAAUGUGGAAAUGGCAUCGGGCUAUGACCCGCCCGUUCUUCAGCAAGGGCCGCAUUAGCCACUUCGAGCUGUUCAACCGCCAUUCCGAAGAAGCCCUUGCAAAGAUGAAUGAAUGUUUCAGAGCUGGGUACGCUGUCGACUUUCAGGAGCUGAUCUUGCGCUUCACCUUGGAUUCCGCCACAGAGUUUCUCUUCGAUUCCUGGGAGCUCGAUCGAGCCGAUGCCUUCGCGCGGGCGCUCGCCAACGUACAGCACGUCAUCUCGGAGCGCGCACAACUCGGGGAGAUCUCGCCAGUUUUUGAGAUACGAAAGAACAAAGCGGACGAGUAUAUGCGUGUCGUCGAUGAUUAUGUCGGCCCUAUCUUGCAGGAGGCGCUGAGGAAGAAGGAACAGAUGAUUAAGGAUGGAAAGUGGGGAAAGGAGAGAGAUGAGGCCGUGGAGGAUGAUGAUUCCUUGCUGGAUCACUUGAUCAGAUAUACGAGUGGCCCGGUUGUUCUGCACGACGAGGUUCUCAACAUCCUGAUUGCAGGACGGGAUACAAUAGCGGCCUCUUUGACCUUUGCAGUUUACUUUCUCUGUGUGUAUCCCGCUGUCUUGAAGCGCUUGCGUUCCGAGAUUUUGGAAAAAGUCGGUCCCCGCCAGAAGCCUACGUACGCGAACGUCAAAGAGAUGAAGUUCCUUCGAGUGUUCAUCAAAGAGACGCUGAGGUUGUACCCUGCUGUUCCGUUCAACAUGCGUGUGUCAUACUCGGUGUUCGCCAUGCAUCGCAGGACAGAAUACUGGGGACCUGAUGGUGGGUACCGAGCUAUUGUGCGGAUCGGCAUCCCUAACAGACGCAUACAUGUAGCUCAAGAAUUCGAUCCGGACCGUUUUCUGGAUGAGCGGGUGACCAAGUACCUUACGCCGAACCCGUUCAUCUUCCUUCCAUUCAACGCGGGUCCGCGCAUCUGCCUCGGCCAGCAGUUCGCAUACAACGAGAUGUCUUUCUUCCUCAUCAAGCUCUUGCAGCACUUCUCCGCGAUGGAGCUGGUGCCCGAGGCCGCCCCGCAGGACUCGCAGCCGCCGCGAGAGUGGGCAGGUCUGCCUGGGAGUAAGGGCGUAGAGAAAAUCUGGCCGAAGACGCAUCUUACUCUGUAUGCGAAUGGCGGGCUUUGGGUGAGAAUGACGGAAACGCCACAGUACGAACUGGACAGCAUUGAGAUGUAA
Messenger RNA from Laetiporus sulphureus 93-53, 2154 nucleotides. Its product is annotated as cytochrome P450. The transcript is spliced from 18 exons. The coding region runs from base 1 to 2154 and encodes 717 amino acids. The record is from RefSeq and is a predicted model, not a curated record. NCBI's taxonomy places the organism in Eukaryota, Fungi, Basidiomycota, Agaricomycetes, Polyporales, Laetiporaceae. Gene Ontology annotation, molecular function: iron ion binding; oxidoreductase activity, acting on paired donors, with incorporation or reduction of molecular oxygen; monooxygenase activity.